Didymodactylos carnosus is the source of this 891-nucleotide messenger RNA. Lineage: Eukaryota; Metazoa; Rotifera; Eurotatoria; Philodinida; Philodinidae. The record is from the annotation of a GenBank genome assembly.
GGACUUUUUCUACUUGAACAGCUUCAAAAGUAUCCUUAAAUUAUAUCAGUCGAUUCAGCUUGAAAUUCUGUGUCGAUUGGUGUGCUUUUAUGAAUAUUUCCGUACUGCCAGAAUAAAAAAACGAAUUGAUACUCGAUUUUGGAGGAUUUUGAAAAAAGUCAAUAAUUUUAACUUUUUGCUUGAACCGAAACUUUCUGUGCGCCCCGAUCUCCGUAUUCGUGUUUAUUCAAAAACUCGUUUCAUUGCAAGAAGUUAUGUCACAACAUAGAAGUCUUACUACAGUAAGAAUAUUCAUAUAUCAAGUCGUACAUGUUACUCGAUAAACAUGUGGUUCUCAAUGAAAAAACAAUGUCGUAUUUCAAUGCACCAUUUUGAUCUUCUAAAAAUUAUAUCUUCUUGAGAAAAUAGAUUCUUUUUUGUGCGAAAAAUCUUAAUUUUUUUCUAUUAAAAUUAAAAAGUAAUUUUAUGAUCCUCAAUAACGGAGAGAAAGUAUCUCUAAAGAUACUUUGCCUUCAUUAGUGGCAACACAACUAAAACAUCUAUUUUGAACGUUAAUAAUAUAUUAUUAAUAUACAUAUUACGGAUAAAUUAACAUCAGUUCGAAUGACACAUACCCUUUCUUUUAAUCAGGAUCAUUUAUCGCCACCAUUGGCAUCCUCUUAUCUCUGCCAUAAAUGUGGACGUCAAUUUUCUAUUGAUGAUAACUCUGGUGGUGGUUGCACGCAUACCGGUACAUGGCAUGCAAAAGUCAGUGAUUGUUCCUAUUUGAUAUGUGGUAUUAAUUUGGGUAAGCAACUAUCGAUUGGUAAACAACAUUGGUCAUGCUGUUAUUCGCUCGAUCGUAAUUCGAAUAUUUGUACCCAAAGUAAACCUCAUUCAUUUAUUAAAUAG